UCUGCCUCUGAAUUUCGGCUGUGCUCGUUGUAGCACGUUUCUCUCCCCUCCUUUCUCCUUCCCUCUUGCUCCCGUGUCGGUCUCCAGGAUUUCUCUCUUCCUAUUUCAGGGGGACUCUCUCAGGCUCCCUCAGCUUGUGUGAAGCUGAGGUUUCCCCUGGAUCUCGUACAUCCCCAACACAUACCUCCACGCACACACAUCCCGGGCACCCCCGCGCUCGCACCGGCACCCCCGCGCGCACACAGCCGCGCUCGCCGGUCCGUCUCCCUCCCGGGAGACCGGAGCGCGUCCCCACCUUCGCGGCACACUCCGGCGAGCCGAGCUCGCAGCGCUCUAGGAUCCCGCGCCUCGGAACUCGGAUCGCAGCUCGGAACCCCCAUGGUGGUUUUUUAAACAUUUCUUUUCCUCCCUCUCUCGUUUUUAUUGCAACGCUUUCGAUCCGGGGGGCUAGAGGAGCAGCGCGGCUGCUUUCCCAGCCGGCCCUGGUUGGCUUGCCAUCCUCCAUCUGGCUUAUAAAAGUUUGCUGAGCGCAGUCCAGAGGGCUGCGCAGCUCGGCCCCUCGGCUGGCGGAAGGGGGUGACGCUGGGCAGCGGCGAGGAGCGCGCCGCGGGCUCUGGCGGGCUUUCGGCUGGUGGGGCAAGGUGAAGAGCGCACGGGCCCUGGGCUCUCCCGAGCUGGAUUUGCAUGUUGCACCAUGCCUUCUUGGAUCGGGGCUGUGAUUCUUCCCCUCGCGGGGCUGCUGCUCUCCCGCCCGGCCGGGGCGGACGUAAAGGCUCGGAGCUGCGGCGAGGUCCGCCAGGCGUACGGCGCCAAGGGGUUCAGCCUGGCGGACAUCCCCUACCAGGAGAUCGCAGGGGAACAUUUAAGAAUCUGUCCUCAAGAAUAUACCUGCUGCACCACAGAGAUGGAAGACAAGUUAAGCCAGCAAAGCAAGCUUGAGUUUGAAAACCUCGUGGAAGAGACGAGUCAUUUUGUGCGCUCCACUUUCGUGUCCAGGCACAAGAAAUUCGAUGAAUUUUUCCGAGAGCUCCUGGAGAAUGCAGAGAAGUCUCUAAAUGAUAUGUUUGUACGGACCUAUGGAAUGCUGUAUAUGCAGAAUUCAGAAGUGUUCCAGGACCUCUUCACAGAGCUGAAGAGAUACUACACGGGGGGAAAUGUGAACCUAGAGGACAUGCUCAACGACUUCUGGGCUCGGCUCCUGGAACGGAUGUUUCAGCUGAUAAACCCGCAGUAUCACUUCAGCGAGGACUACCUGGAAUGUGUGAGCAAAUACACAGACCAGCUGAAGCCAUUUGGAGAUGUACCCCGGAAACUGAAAAUCCAGGUCACGCGCGCCUUCAUCGCUGCCCGGACAUUUGUGCAGGGACUGACCGUGGGGAGGGAAGUUGCAAACCGGGUUUCCAAGGUCAGCCCGACCCCGGGGUGCAUCCGCGCUCUCAUGAAGAUGCUCUACUGCCCGUACUGCCGAGGCCUCCCCAGCGUGAGACCUUGUAGCAACUACUGUCUCAACGUCAUGAAGGGCUGCCUGGCAAACCAGGCGGAUCUGGACACGGAGUGGAAUCUGUUCAUAGAUGCAAUGCUCUUGGUGGCAGAGCGACUAGAAGGACCAUUCAACAUCGAGUCCGUCAUGGACCCUAUAGAUGUCAAGAUCUCUGAAGCCAUUAUGAACAUGCAAGAAAACAGCCUGCAGGUGUCUGCAAAGGUCUUUCAGGGAUGUGGCCAACCCAAACCUGCUCCCGCCCUCCGAUCUGCCCGCUCGGCUCCUGAAAAUUUUAAUACACGGUUCAGGCCUUACAAUCCUGAAGAGAGACCUACAACGGCCGCAGGCACGAGCUUGGACCGGCUGAGGAUUGUGUGGAGGACAAUGCAACAUAGUGUCACAGACAUAAAAGAGAAACUGAAGCUUUCUAAAAAGGUCUGGUCGGCGUUGCCCUACACCAUCUGCAAGGAUGGGAGCAUGACAGCAGGCGCGGCCAGCGAAGAGGAGUGCUGGAACGGACACAGCAAAGCCAGAUACUUGCCUGAGAUCAUGAAUGAUGGGCUGACCAACCAGAUCAACAACCCCGAGGUCGACGUGGACAUCACGCGGCCGGACACUUUCAUCAGGCAGCAGAUCAUGGCUCUCCGCGUGAUGACCAACAAGCUCAAGAACGCGUACAACGGCAAUGACGUCAACUUCCAGGACACGAGUGAUGAAUCCAGCGGCUCAGGGAGUGGCAGUGGGUGCAUGGAUGACGUGUGUCCCACGGAGUUUGAGUUCAUCACCACAGAGGCCCCUGCAGUUGAUCCCGACCGGAGAGAAGUGGACUCUUCUGCAGCCCGGCUCAGCCACUCCCUGCUCUCAGGGUGUCUCGUCUGCAUCGUCCUAGCACUGCAGAGGUUGUGCAGAUAAUCUUGGGUUUUUUGGUCACAUGAAACUGCAUUUUAGCAAUUUGAACGGCCAACUCACUUCUUUUCUUACACUCUUGGACGAUGGACCAUGCCACCAAAACCUAACCGUUUUCUAUGAGAAGAGAGCAGUUCUGCACUCUGCCUCCCUUCCUGCUUUCCCAAAGAGUACCGGGUGCCAGACUGGACUGCUUCCUCUUUCCUUCAGCUGUCUGUGGGGACCUUCUUUAUUCUAGAGAAUUCUUGCUGAAAUCUUUCGUACCAGGAGAUUUUCGUACCUUCGUUUGCUUUUAUGCUGCAGGAGCAAAGGAAUCUCAUGUUGUGAGUUUUUUUUUUUCCCCAUUGAAAAAAAAAAAGUUAGUAAGAAAAUGAUAUUUCUUAUAAAAUCAGGCCAAACCCCAAGACAAUGCAUUUUCAACAAAGAAGCAAAUGAGAGAAAAAUCAAAGGGCUUUAAUGCUGUAUUCUGCAUUGCCAGCCAAUUCCCAGUGACAGCUUUCCUGGGAUAAACUGGGUUUACAAAAUGCUUAUGGAGAGAAUGUCUGACAUUCUUUUGAUGGUAAUGAAAGUACACUGUUGUCUUGGUGGUGCUGUCCUGCACUCUAUCCACACAAUGCCAAACUGAUUUGGAGGUACUGAUACUAAAUUUAGAAUGCCAUCUUUAAUAUGAGAACAAAACUUCCUAGGACUCUCCCACCCUGCCCGAUUUCAAUUCCCGUAAAGGCACCAUUUUCCUAAAUUCUCUUAAUGUCUGUCCACUGUAUCCAAUUGGCACAGAUUUUUCCCUUCAUCCUCAGUGGACUAGUGGACACCCCUAUCAAUUCAUCCUCCUCAUGGGCCUGAAUUGAAAAUAAUCUUCAAUGAUACAGUCACGUUGCUUUAGCCACAGGUUUGACAUUAAUUAGAUGUUUCAGCCCCUGUGCUCAUUACCCUCCCAAGAUAAGAGUUCUUUUGAACUGAUAAGCAAUUAGAUCUGUAAGUGAGUUUUCAUUUUUAACUAUUUGCUUUCGGUCAAUUGGUUUCUGCAUCACAAGGGCAUUCUCUUACAAAAUAACUCUCAACAACAACAACAAAAAGUCGAGACAAAAAAAAAUAUAUAUAUAUAUAUAUACAGUAUUGACAUGGAGAUUUCUUUCACUUUUUUAGUCUUAGUAUGAUCAUCUAUUUUUAUAUCUCUAUAUAUAUAAAUCACAGAUUUUAACUUCUUAAUUCCAAGCUCAGGGUUGACACAUCUUUGUAACGAAAAUGUUUUGUCAACCAGCUCUUCUUGUUUUGUGCUGCUCAAAGAAGGGAUUCCUCAGUGAUCUGUGAGCACCAAGAAUCAAGAGAGAAAACUUUGUACGUAUCUAACUGUCCAUUUAUUUAAAGUUUGCCAGGGCACACCCUUCUCACAUAAGCGUGCUCUAUCCUGGGUGUUCCAGACAGUACUGAGCUCGUGGGGAGAGCCACGGGCAUGCAGAACUUUAAUGGUGAUGGAAACUGUAUCCAUAAAGAAUGUGUUAUACAUGCAAAACCAUUGCUUUCAUGUGCACCACCUUUAGUGUAGGAUUGCUGCCCUGGCACAUGGUUAAAUGACCUAACCCAAGAGGCCAGGUUAGAGCCACAGCCGAAUUGAUCUGCCAAGAGUGCCAAAACCAAGCCCUGUGCUCCCCCUGACAGAGAGAAGCAAAAUAAACCAAACUGGGGCUUUAUGAAUACAGUUGGCUAUCCAUGUUUUUCUUGGUUUUUAUGACGCAUCUGUGGUUGGGAAAAAUAAUGUUUCAAGACACUGUGGUAUGCCAGUCACAUUUUCAUUAACCCAUUGACAGUAAUGACACGUAAUGGUAUUUUUCGAUCUCCGUUCUCAUCAAAAUUAUAAUUAGUUAUUGAUUUAGUCAUCACAUUAAGUAGAACACAUGCGGCACAAUACUAUCAAGUAUAUUUGAGCACUUCUGCAAAACUGAAAAGUAUUUAGAAGCAUCUAUUGCUGUUUUAUGCCUAAUGAAAUAUGAAAUGUAGGACUCUGAGAGACUUCGUGGCAUCUUUUCAUUUAAAUUUUAUGAAAUUAACAAUUAAAUCUAAUUCAGCAUUACAUACUCCAUUCCACUGCCAAACUUCAGCUUUGCAUCACCAAUUACACAUAAAAACAUCUCUAUGAAGGACCAAUCAUUUAUGUUGCUCAUUUCAUUGAAUGUUCAGAAAUCAGUAUUGUCUUUCUCCACUAAUUAAGGUGCAAUACACAUUUAAAUCAACCUUGAUAUUCCAGAAUAUUUGAGUAAUAAGUUGUUUUUAUGGCUUUAAACCUCAAGUGGUUCCUUUUAAAAUAUUUCUGGAUUGUCUUCUAUGAAAUAGAUCAGAAUGCCUUUUUUUAAACCCUGUGCUUUCAACCCCCUAAAGGUUUUUUGCAUGUGUAUGAAUACACACUAUAUUAAUGAAUAUGAACCCAGGUUCUGUACACACUAAACACACAGAUAAUAUAUAAACGCCUGCUUCAUUUGUUUCUACACCUUCAUUAUCGAUAUUAUUCAUCUCGGUGAGAUAUAGUGAUCUCCAUGAGCCAGGCAGAGAGCUGAAAUAAUAUCAGUUAAUGAUGCCACAACAUUUGUCACCUGCAUGGAUGUGGUCAAAAAUAUUAUUCCAGUUGUACUUCCUAGUUUUCUAUCAUCAUCCUACUACGUUGUAUGAUUUUCAGCCUAAUUUAACGUGAGGAUUUUUUCUGCCUUAAGUGAAUUAGUUUAAUUUAGUUAUCCCAUUUCAAUAAGCAUUUUGGAAUUCCUCGUCUGCCCCCAAACCAAAUUAAUUUCUCUCAUUUCAGCAUAGUGAUAGGGGAUGUGAUGAUGCUCCAUGAUUUUUCCUGACCUGCCCUCAUUUGCAUUUAUGUCCCCUAAAUUCUGUAGUCAUGUCAUAACCUCUGUUAUGAGUAGAAAGGAAUGGGCUCAUAGAAAUCGGACACUAGAAAUUGUUGGGUAAUGCUCAUAACUGCAAACACUUAGCUUAUUGAAGUGCCUCUAUUUACAUGUUCUUUAGUUAUAAUAUGUAUUUUUCUAACAGAAAUACACGUCUGUAAUUGGUGUAUAUUAUACUUUGUAUAUGUUAUAACAAAAGCUCAACAGAGGCUAAAGUCUUUAGCAGAGGAGAAUGAAUGGCAGAUUCACCAAUCAGAGGUCUGCUUAUGGUUCUGUAUUCAAGAACAGCAAUGACAGCCUUCUAUCAUUUUAUGAAGCUCAAAUCAGUACUUUGAUUAUAGUCACCAUAAAACAAUAUUAGCACUAGCAAUCUGAUUCCCUUACAGUGAUUUACCCAGGUAAGUAACUGGUAUUACCUGUUUUAAUUGUAAGGGACAGAAAAUACUCUUUUGUCUACACUGAAAAACAGUAUUCUUCAUUGACAAACAGUAGCAAUUAUAAAAGCAACAUUCUAUAAAUCAAAUUGAAAAUAUUAUUGGAUGCAGAACCCUGAUAUUUAAUUUAUAUUCCCUGCUGCAGACAUUAGCCUACUUUAAUUCGUUAGCCAUUACACAUGUUUUGGCUACACACUGAACACCAACUAAAGUCCCCAAGGAGGAAUAAAGACUUAGCAAAUUCCUGAGUUGUGAUUCUUUUAUUACUUCUCUUUGCAAGGCUAAUUAUCAGGUGGUUUGAUUAAAGGUGGAUGUGUUAGCAAAUGUAAGUUUCAACUUAUCCAAACUUGCAGAAAUUCAAGCUCAUUUUCAUUUACUUAGAGUCACUAACAGACCUGACUUUCAACCUAAAAAUACAAAAAAGGCAGUUUAGCUUUGCCAGCGGAAGAGUAAAGGAAACCCAUAACUUAUAAAUUUGCAGUGUGUUCCUCUUUGAUGGAGACAUUAGGCAGUGUUUAGAUUUAGGCCAAGUUAUAUGAAUAUUGAUUUGUAUACAUUCUGGAGCCUUGCUAUAUCACCAUUUACUACAGUGCAGAACUAAGCCUAGCAUGGGGCCAUUUGAACCUCAUUCAGAGUUGAAGAAUUCCUGGAAUCUUUGACGUUACCUUCAUGAGGUGCUUCCAUGAAAAGACAUCUAUGGCAUAUGGUGAGGUCUCUGUGCGUAUGCAUAAUAUAUAUGCAGGACAAAUGUGUGCACCAAUCAAAUCUAAAGUUGUAUGUGACUGUCAAAUGAAUAUUACUUGAGUUAACAUUUUUCAUUUCUGAUUUGGAUAGAAAAUUGCUAUUAAUCUUGUAUUAAAAUAGUUUUUAAAAAUUUA
This is a messenger RNA of Manis pentadactyla (Chinese pangolin), 6583 nucleotides long. It is a transcript of the gene GPC6, whose product is annotated as glypican 6. Gene Ontology annotation, biological process: regulation of protein localization to membrane; cell migration; regulation of signal transduction. Lineage: Eukaryota; Metazoa; Chordata; Mammalia; Pholidota; Manidae. The transcript has 10 exons. Gene Ontology annotation, cellular component: synapse; plasma membrane; extracellular region. The coding region runs from base 695 to 2392 and encodes 565 amino acids. The record is from RefSeq and is a predicted model, not a curated record.